CUCAUCCGUUCAGUUGUUGUCGGGGCGUUUUGGUGAGAGGAGGUGCACGCGGCUCGCUCCACGCCAGCCCUCACUGACUUGCCUCCCACACUACGCUUCCCCUCUGGAUUACGCACGCCGCUUCUGUCUGUCCGCCGUCCCAUGCGUCACAGUAGUGCAUGAGUGACGCCAGGGCAUCCAUGGACACAGUGUCACUCGCCUGGAUGUGUUAUUCCUUCACCCGUCACACUUUACUGAAGUUUUGUUAAGUUUACUGAGUUUCAUCAACGGCUCCUCUUGGAACUUUUUUUUAAUCACUACUUGGAUCCUCGUCGCCUGAAACCUCAAGAUGUGGCGGAGAGAGCGGACUGAUUGCUUCGCUCUUAGGGUGUGCGUGAUGGCGGUGGCGGCGAGCGGAGGAAUGGCCACACUGGAGAUGGCCAGGAUCCGGCGAGAGGGCGGCACCAUCAUCACCUCCUCCACGCUUGGUUGGGGACACGUGGACGGCGGCAUGUUUGUGCCGUACGCAGUGCCAAUUACUGAGGAUGACCCAGCAACUGUGUGGUGCCGCGCGGAGAAGCACGGCACCUGGGUGGCGGGUUCCAUGCAUGGUGGUACCUGCACCGUGCCUUUCCUCGGCUCUGUGCUGCAUAUGACCGACAACUUCGAGGUGCUAGUGUCCCUCAACGGAUCAUCGCGCGUCAAGUACGAGGCCUGGGACCGAUACUUGGCGCCGCCACACAACGCUGUUGGCGCGGAGGCGAGCCGCUUCCUGGCAAUGAACCAGCAUGAUGAUGGCUUCCCGCAAGCUGGCUACUUGUCGCCCGAGGACCGCCGCGCUUUCCUGAUAGAAGGUGCUCACGUGGAUACAGUGGACGCCGCCAUGGUGCUGGUGGAAGAUCAGCCGGUGCGGUAUGAUUUGCGGGCCGUCAACCUGGACACCAGCCGCAUCAGCGUGACCCACGAAGAGAAGGUGCUCGCUGAGGCCAAACUCCUUAACCCAGGUCCGUCGCGGCAGCAUGUGGUGGAGGAGCGGGAGGUGGAAGUGACGCAGUUGGUGUACUGGGGCCAGCUCAAGGGAACUUACACUGGCCUGGAGGCACACGUGGUGUCCGCCCCACCUAGCAUGGAGGAGCGAGACCUCACCUGGGGCGUGCAGAAUGAGCUGGACAGCUUGCACAGGGAGCUGCUGGAGUACACUUUGCCCCCAGGCACAGGUGUGUGGGUCAAGAUGAUUGGCACGGUGCGCAAGACGGAGGCACCGUACUCAGGCACGCUGACUUCCGUGUACAAGGACGGCAGUCAGUCGUCCCGCGUGGUAGAGGGCCUGCACAUGGACCAACGCCUAGUCAAGCUGCACGCUGAGUACUCCUCGCCUUACUUCCUCUUCAACAACACCAAGCUGGACAUCCCCGAGAAGGUGUCGGUGCUCUACAAAUCCACCACCACCACCACCACCACCACGACCACCACUACCACCACCACCACCCCAUAUCCACCCAAGGUAUCCAUGGUUGGCCAUGAGAAGCCUAAGAGUGACUCCCUCAGCACGACAUCUCAGCAGGAGGUCGCGGUCGGCAUGCAGGACGGCGCGGGCUGCUUGACCCCUCCCGCCGUGGCCCUGAUGACUCUCCUAGCCCUAGUGGCCCGUGAAGCCGCCCUCCCCUGAGGGGCAAGAGCCGACUACUGCUGCCUCUCCUGCUGGGCCCCCUCUCAGCAUGCAAUAUUGUACCGCUACCGAGGCGUCCCCGCAGCUGCCGCAGACGCCUCCUGCUGUUCGUGAAUACCGAUGUGUUGUGAGGCGAAGACGCCACCGGACUGUCGGGGAUGGCUUCCCCCUUCCCCUAACGAAAAUAAGGACCCCCCAGCCCUGCCUGCUCCCUGCCUGCUUGUUCUGUCUCUCGCGCUACUAACAGCAGGCAUGGCUUGCGGGGUCCUGCUGUAUGGUUCACCUAUUACCGAAGCUUUGUCAAAACUAACCAUUGACAUGAAAGAGAGCGAGAGAGAGAGAGAGAGAGAGAGAGAGAGAGAGAGAGAGAGAGAGAGAGAGAGAGAGAGAGAGAGAGAACACGCAAGCAGGUUUGCAAGCGCGUUCACAUCUAUGUCAGUUCGGAUGUGUGUAAAUACUCAAUGUACAGUUAUGGUUGUAUAUUAAUGAUAACAAUGCACUUCUCUAUAACCUCCAUGGCUACUACUACCAACACCAACUAACAGUAUACACAACUAUAUACAACUUCUACUAUCAAUUACGUGAUUACAGUCUAUAAACACCAAAAGUGUCUGUGACGAUCCUCUGAACUCCCUCUUUAUGCACAGCACCAAGCACACACACACACACACACACACACACACACAUAUCUACCUUCUUUCCCAUGUAUCCUACGCCUUCCAGAUGUACUAAAGUGUCCUGUAGUGUGUAAGUGCUUAUGUGUUGUUGUCGUCGUCGUCUAAUGUGUCUCUGUGUGUGUGUGUGUGUGUGUGUGUGUGUGUGUGUGUGUGUGUGUGUGUGUGUGUGUGUGUGUGUGUGUGUGUGUGUGUGUGUGUGUGUGUGUGUGUGUGUGUGUGUGUGUGUGUGUGUGUGUGUGUGUGUGUGUGUGUGUGUGUGUGUGUGAGACGCAAAACGAUGAGUAAGUAGGUGAGCGAAGACAGAGGGAAAUAAACAAACCGACAGAUAGAGAAAUAUACAAACAAGCAAACACACAAACCGACAGAGAGACAAACAGACGGACAUAUAAACACACACACACACACACACACACACACACACACACACACACACAGUAAGGUGAAGUGAAGGUCAUCGCUCAUUGCUCACUCAUGUUGAUCUGUCUCGACUGUAACAAUGAGAGAGAGAGAGAGAGAGAGAGAGAGAGAGAGAGAGAGAGAGAGAGAGAGAGAGAGAGAGAGAGAGAGAGAGAGAGAGAGAGAGAGAGAGAGAGAGAGAGAGAGAGAGAGAGAGAGAGAGAGAUCAAAGUUGGUUGGGUCACAGACUUUACUCUUUGUACCUGUCAAUAUAAUAAAGGUAUUGACUGUCAUCGGGAACUUUCAAUUUGUUGCUCUCCACCUGGCUUGCUUCCUUCCUUGCUUCCUUCCUUCCUUCCUUCCAUCUUUCCUUCCUCUUCCUCCUCUUUCUCCUCCAUUGUGAGACAAGAGAAAU
Messenger RNA from Portunus trituberculatus (swimming crab), 3136 nucleotides. Its product is annotated as protein unzipped-like. NCBI's taxonomy places the organism in Eukaryota, Metazoa, Arthropoda, Malacostraca, Decapoda, Portunidae. The transcript is spliced from 2 exons. Bases 329 to 1648 code for a protein of 439 amino acids. The record is from RefSeq and is a predicted model, not a curated record.